AUGGGCCGCGGCGGUUCUGGAGGAGUGCUCCUGGUGCCCGGGUCGUCGGCCCCGGAAUGUUUUGCGGGUGCGGACCCCCCGGCCGUCUGCACGUCCUCGUCGUACCGCUCCGAGGCCGUGGGGGUGCUCCGCGGCAUGAUCGUCGCCUGGGUCGUGCGCUGCUCGCUCCCGGACCCCGGGAGGGCGCCCCUCCGGGUCUGCGGGUGGCUCGACAACCAGUCAGUGGUCCGUGUCUACGCCGACUGCGAGACACGGCUGAUCCAGACCUCUGUGGACGUCUGGGACGACAUCCGGUACUACAAGCGCGCCUUCCGGGAGGUGGGCGUGGCGUACGAGUUGGAGUGGCGCCGGGGCCACCCGGAGAAGACGAAGGGCCCGGACCCUGCGGACUGGGAUAACCUGGACCGCCUGAACCACGCGGCGGACGGCCUCGCGGACGCGCGCGUGCGCACGCUGGCGCAGAACAUCGCGUCGACCCAUCUUUCCGCGCUGCUCGGCUCCGGCGUCGCGCUGCCGAAGCCGCCCGCGCUGCCCUGGGUGGACCUCGAGGUGUCGCCGCGCUUCGACCGGCCCGUGGAGAUCUGCAUCGACUGCCCGGAGAAGGCCUGCGGCGCGCCGGGCGUCGCGCGCGUGCUCGUGCUGCUCGAGCCCGAGGAGGUGUCGCGCGCGGCGGCGGCCGCGGCGGCGCGCGGCGGCUUCGACGUCGUCCUCGGCCACGACGCGGCGGCGACGGCGGCCGCGGGCGCGCGGGCCGCGGCCUUCUUCGCCCACGGCGGCACCUGGGUGCCCGAGGCGACGUGGCGGCGUCCGCGGAGCGCGCCGAAGCGCCGCGCCGCGAGCCUCGUCUGCGGCGACAAGCGGACGACGCGCGGCCACGCGAUCCGGCGCGCGCUCUGGGCCGCGGCCGCGGGGUCCAAGGCCGUGGCGCGCUUCGCGUCGGCGCGCGCGACGACGCUGGCGAUGGACGGCGGCGCGAAGAGGAUGGGCGCGGCGCCCGAGGCCAAGGCCGCGGCCGUCGCUCCCUACGCGUUCCACGUGGCGAUCGAAAACGUGCGGCGCGACGGCUACUUCACGGAGAAGCUCCUGGACUGUUUUUUGCUGCGCACGGUGCCCAUCUACUGGGGCUGCCCGAAUCUGGCCGACUUCGGCUUCGACGCGACGGGCGUGAUCGUCGUCGACGACGGCGGCGACGUCGACGACGUCGCCGCCGCGGCGCUCCGCGCGGCCGAGGCCGCCGUCGCGACGGACGGCGACUACGCGGCGGCCAUCGAGGCGAACUACGAACGGGCCCAGGCGUUUCUGGAUCUCGAGGGCCGCCUCGAGGCCGCCGCCGCGGCCGCGCUCGCCGCGCCGCCGGCGCCGGCCGACGAGGCCGCCGUCGCGGCCGCGCUCGCCGCGCCGCCGGCGCCGGCCGACGACUGCGUCUGGCGGCCGCGGACCUGGCCCCUGCGGCUGCUCAGCGAGGCGCAGUACGCGGCCUGGGAGGCCGACGGCUACGUGUGCCUGCCCGGGGUCGUGCCGCCGGCGCUCUGCGCGGCCGCGGCCGCGGCGAUCCGCGAGUUCGUGCGCGCGGACGACGCGGACGAGGCGACCUGGUACGCGAACACGGGCGACAUCUACGACGAGUCCCUCGCGCCCCGCCUGGCCCACGGGCCCUGCGGCAUGGUCCAGAUGAGCCACCACGCGAGCCUCUGGGCCAUCCGCCAGUGCCCCGGCGUGCAUCGCGCGUUCGCGGACGUCUACGGCACGGAGGAGCUCUGGGUCACGUGCGACCGGGCCCACUUCAAGCCGCCGGAGCGCGCGGACCACCCGGCCUGGGCCGACCCGGGCGACGUCCACCGGGGCAUGCACUGGGACGUCGACGUCGGCCGGCCGCCCGUGCCCUUCUCCGUGCAGGGCGUCGUGUACCUCGAGGCGACGGACGCGUCCACGGGCGCGCUGCGCGUCGUGCCGGGCUGCCGCGGCCGCCUGGCGUCGCUGCGCGAGGCCUGGCGAUCGACGGGGGCCGACGCGCACGCGGGCGAGGCCGUCGCCGCGGAGGGCCCCGCGGGCACGCUCGUGCUCUGGCACGGCGCGACGCACCACGGCCCGGGCCGCAACGUCGGCGAGAGGCCGCGCGUGUCGGCCUACGUCGCCAUGCUCCCCGUCGACGCCGCGCCCUUCGUCGGCCCGCGGCGGCCGAGCUACCCGCUGAGCCUCAGCGACGCGGGCACGCUCGCGUACGACGCCGACCCGGACUCCGCGACGCGGCUCGACCGCGGCGCCCGCGCGGCCAAGUGGCGCGGCCGGGCGCCGCUCCUCGUCGAGGACCCGGCGGAGGCCGACCUCGACCGCCGGCCCCCGGGCGAGGCCGACGGCGCGCCGUUCCCCGGGCUCACGGCGCUCGGCCGGAAGCUCGCGGGGCUCGACGCGUGGGACGGCGGCGCCUAA
This is a messenger RNA of Aureococcus anophagefferens, 2430 nucleotides long. RefSeq lists its product as hypothetical. The record is from RefSeq and is a predicted model, not a curated record. The coding region runs from base 1 to 2430 and encodes 809 amino acids. Lineage: Eukaryota; Pelagophyceae; Pelagomonadales; Pelagomonadaceae. The transcript is spliced from 2 exons.